Choloepus didactylus (southern two-toed sloth) is the source of this 1509-nucleotide messenger RNA. Its product is annotated as serine/threonine-protein kinase MARK2-like. The coding region runs from base 1 to 1509 and encodes 502 amino acids. Gene Ontology annotation, cellular component: cytoplasm. The record is from RefSeq and is a predicted model, not a curated record. The transcript has a single exon. Gene Ontology annotation, molecular function: tau-protein kinase activity; protein serine/threonine kinase activity. Gene Ontology annotation, biological process: intracellular signal transduction; microtubule cytoskeleton organization. Lineage: Eukaryota; Metazoa; Chordata; Mammalia; Pilosa; Megalonychidae.
AUGGUGAGCGGGGAUGAGCCCUUUGAUGCCAACAGCUUCCGUGACCUGCGGGAUAAGGUACUGACUUGGCAGUUCUGUGUCCCCUCAUACCUUUCUGUGGACUGUGUAAUCCUCAUAAAAAAAUGUCUUAUGGUAGAUGCCAGUAAGAGAGCCACCCUCCAGAACCUAAUCACUGACCGUUGGGUAAAUUUGGGCUAUGAAAAAGCAUUAACGCCCUAUGUGGAGCCCCUCCCAGAUUGCGAAGAUGUGCGGCGCACUGCACAGCUGCUGUCAAUGGAGUACACUACCGACAAAAUUAGGGAAUCCCUAAGCGAAGAACAGUAUGACGAGAUCAUGGGCACAUAUCUGCUAUUGGGCAGUCAGGGGCAGGAGGACUCUGCCCUCACCCUGCAGCCCCAGCCCUCACCUGUUCAGAAGUGCAGUCGCUCUCCAUCCCCCAACCACGAGGAACAUCAAGGUGUGUCUGCUGAGCACAUGCAGCACAGAUACAGUGAGCCCGUGAUCCUCCCCUCAUAUUGCUUCCUGAAAAAUGGACAGGAGGACAUGCAGUUCGAGUCCAGGAGGAAGGCCUGGAGCACAGCCAAUAUUCCUGCCAGCCCCCUUCCAGGCCAGGACGGGGGGAAGCCCACCACUGUCUCCCCCAGAAGCGGUCAGCCGUGCGCUCUCCAUCCUGUAGAGAGGAUCAGGCUGGAGCAGGCCGUCAUUCAUGAGGUCAGUGAAAGACCAAACGUAGCAGAGGCAGGAGCCUUCAGAACCACUGCUGCAUCUAUGGAAGGCCUGUUCCCGCUCCCCCUGCCCCAGGAACCCCUGACGGACACGGUGCAGCCCAGCCCGGCAUCAGGGCUCAGCCCCAGGGAGAAUCCCUCGGAAGGGCCCCAGCCCAGCACAGGCCCCCAGCUCGGCCCUGUGGCCUCACCCUCUGCCCACAGCAGCUGCAGUGGGGAGGGCCACCCUGAAAGGACCAGUUCCCCCCGAGGUGUUCCCUGGGGAAACUCUGUUUCUGUGGGGCAGCGCCACUUAGGUGAGCAGCAGAAUGUUCCCUGUGAGGCACGGCCAGCCUCCCCUUGUGGUGACAAGCAGGGCAGGCGAGGGGCUAUGAGGAAGUUCUUGCAAUGCAUCUGCAGGGGUGCUUGCUUGGGAUGUGCCAGGGGGAAGCAAGAGCGAGGGGAGAGGAAAUACCAAAAGGAGAGAUUCUGUCAGGAGGAUCAGCCACGCUCAAGGUAUUUUAAGUUAGGGAUGAAGAUGAUGAGCUCCCUGGAUCCACAGGAGAUGCUGGGUGAGAUCUGCCGAGUGCUCGAUGCACUGGGCUAUGAGUGGGACCUGACGGGGAGCUACAGGCUGCUCUGCAUGCGUGGGACACCGGGCCAGGAGGACUUCGUUCAGUGGAGGGUGGAGGUCUGCAGACUGCCGUGGCGGGGUCUUCAUGGGGUCCAAGUGAGGAAAAUGUCUGGGACCUCCAGGGCCUUCAAAAACAUUGCCACCAACCUAGAGAAAUGGCUUCAGGUUUAA